This is a messenger RNA of Colletotrichum costaricense, 210 nucleotides long. RefSeq lists its product as uncharacterized. The transcript has a single exon. NCBI's taxonomy places the organism in Eukaryota, Fungi, Ascomycota, Sordariomycetes, Glomerellales, Glomerellaceae. The coding region runs from base 1 to 210 and encodes 69 amino acids. The record is from RefSeq and is a predicted model, not a curated record.
AUGUACAGCCAAUUAUCCGUAUUCGACAAAGGCUGGGUUCAGCUCUCCAGACUUUCCUCCUUCCUUUUUCUUCCGUCGUCCUCGCGAUCACGAGCUGGACGGACAGGUCGUCAUCUCUGGAAAGCAGUCGGCGCCGACAGUGUCUGCCGCGAUGGAUUGUGGCAGCUGGACAAGUCCACAGCGGGACCGAGGAUCCUCGACGGACAUUGA